Molecule: messenger RNA, 4505 nt
Organism: Mugil cephalus (flathead mullet)
Lineage: Eukaryota; Metazoa; Chordata; Actinopteri; Mugiliformes; Mugilidae
Gene: senp7
Product: SUMO specific peptidase 7
Exons: 23
Coding region: 190-3300 (1036 amino acids)
Biological process (GO): protein desumoylation
Cellular component (GO): nucleus; cytoplasm
Molecular function (GO): SUMO-specific endopeptidase activity
Source: RefSeq, a predicted model, not a curated record
CCGGUACUCACCGGAUGUUGCUAAUGAGGAACGUACCGCCUGGAUCGGGCCCUGGAAGAUGUGUGCAGUCUGUGUCUGCAAGGUGCUGGGAAAGUCGUUCGUGGAAAAAUAACUUUCUCGAUUUAGCUGAGACUGGCUUCAAUUUGUUUGUGCAUAGCAUAAGAAGUGUUUUUUGCUGUGCCUUACCAAAUGAUGGCGCAACGAAGCGCCCUAACGAUUCCAUUUACUGUUGACAAGGACAAACAGAUGGAAAAUCCACUCAGAAUUCCCAUCACAUGUCUGUCACCAGAGACUGGAAAGUUGGAAAGACAGGUGUCCUGGACUACGCUCACAGGUUGCAAGACCAAACUUCGUAAUUCACAACAUAAAAAUGGAUCCAUGGUGUCUGACCACAAACGUCCGACUGUGGUAACAUGGGACGUUACCAAGAGGAUGCCCCUUCUGAUCCUGACAGACGUCCUGAAGACCGAUCUGGGCAAGGCGUACAUGGAAAGGAUAAAAAAGAGCAGCACCGGGUGCAACGGAGAACAGAUGAGUCAGCGGAGUGAGAGUGGUUGGUGUAGAGACGAACCUCUGACCUGCAAAGACUCUCGGCCCAGUCGGAGGGAGACCAGAAGGGCCAGCACCAAGAAUGUAACGCCUAAAAGCAGCCAGACGACCACACCCUCCUCAUCACAAAGGUCGAGACUCAGGAAGAAACUGCUCAACGCUGACGACGAAGGGGAGAAAGAAGACGGCAAAGACAUCGAGGAGGUGGUUAUAGGCAAGGACGACGGAGGAGGCGACAGAUUCGCUGAGGUUGUAGAUUGUGGUUUGUCAGUGAGCUGGGAGCCCAAUGAGGAUACAGCAGGCUGUGGGGAGUUCACGCCAACCAGCAUCAGGGACAGGUGGUCAGAGCCAGAGAAAGAAUUGCAGCAAAGCUCGAAGAGGAAAUAUAAGGAUCCAGAGACGCACUGCAAUGGAAUGAGCACCCCCAAACGCCCCCGCCAGAGUGUUCUUCGCCUCACCGGGGAGGAGGGGACGGACGUAGCACGGGCCCCUCCGAGCAUUUGCCAGGAGGACGCGGUGGAAGAUCUGGAUUUGGACAGCUUGGACCGCUGCAUUGUUCAGUUCACAGUGGGGGAAGAUAACGGGACAGAAGUUCUGCUCCCAGUCGUCAGGCCCAGAUUGGACGGUGAAGAAUUAUCAUCCAAUCAUGACAACACAACCCAAACAAACGAAGCAAUUGUGUUGUCGAGUGACGACGAGGAGAGCGGUGACGUUUCUCAGUGCAGCAGCCGAACCGUCCGCGCACUGGUCACCAUGGAAGACGCAGCAGUUCAGGACCAGUCCUCCCAGGAAGACAUUGUCAAACACAUACAGGGCAUGCAGGUCGUUCAGGUUGUUGUUGAGGAUCCCCUUCCCAGUCCAAGGAGACCUUCUCCUGUGGACCCCUAUGUGGGGGUUACCUUCUCUACCCUGUACUGUGGAGGUUACCAAGGCAAAGCAUUUGGAAGAAUUGUGAUAAUGGAAAAAAAUAUCAUCAUCCCAGUGAAAGACCCCAGCGAGCAGUCGGAGGUGAUCCUCAGCUUUGAGCGAACCGAGCUGAGGAGGUACAGUGUUUGGGAGCAACACGAACUGGAGGCACGGGAGAUUCGCUUCCAGGACGAGGACGCGCCUUGCCCCGCUGCUGUGCUGCUGUUGUGCGUUUCGGAAACUGCUGCAGCCGCCGUGCAGCGGGACCUCUCCACGCUGUGUGUCAAAGAAGAUGGAGCCACAAACACUGGAAAAGCAAGCCCAUUUAUCCUGCUGACUCUGAGAGAACCUCUGGAAGGAAUGGAGGGAGCUUUGCUGCGCUCUUUCCUGGACCUCGACUGUCUUAACAAUGUGACACAUGAAUCAGACUUUGUGACCGAUGGCACAGACUGCGGUUUGGACCUCGCGGCUCCUGUUCUGUCUCUGGCCGAUAGCAUAGAGUUGAUUAAGAGAACUGGACCGAAUGAUCAAAUUCUCUCCACACUGGGCUUGCGGAGCGUCAGCCCUGCUCUGAACGUGGACGAGGAAAGCUCGCACGCUGACGGAGACGUACCACCCACUCUGCUGGAGGACGGUUCACACAAAGAACCCGUUCCAGAGCUGGAGAAAGCGUCUGAUGUCAAACUAAAGGAGGAUCAGAAAGAAGGAGAGAUUGAACAUCCUUCUGAUAAAGUAAAAGGGGUGAAAGGAGGAGAACCCACUCCUGUGUACACACUGUGCCAUCGUAGAACCAAAGGAUCCCGCUCUGUGUCGAUGUGUAAACCAAACUCUGACUGGGUUAAAUUCAAACAUCAGGGUCUGCCCCACAGAUUGAUCCAGUUCCCUCCUCCUCCUCUGAAAGGAGGAAUCACUGUUACAAUGGAGGACCUGCAGUGCCUUGACAGUGGGCAGUACCUCAACGAUGUUAUCAUAGAUUUUUACCUCAAGUACCUUCUCCAGAACGCGUCUGCUUCUGUGGCCGAGCGUUCGCACAUCUUCAGCAGCUUCUUCUACAAGCAGCUGACACGGAGGGACAAUGCCAGCGAAGGCACCAGCAGUGAAUCCUGUCAGAGGCAGAGGAGGCACCAACGGGUGAAGACCUGGACUCGGCAUGUAGACAUCUUCAAAAAAGACUUCCUGUUUGUCCCUGUCAAUCAGGAAGCUCAUUGGUAUUUAGUUGUCAUCUGCUUUCCUGGACUAAUGGAGCCCAAAGUCGAAGACUGGACGGGUCCAAACGCGGGAAGGAGUCAAGAUAAGGUCCAAGGAUGUAAACGCUUAAAUGAUAACACAAGAACAGCACCUGUGUUAAACCACAGAAACAGUGUAGACAAAGAGACGGAAAAUACUAAAGAAGAAUCCAACAAAGACCCUCCCCCUGGUCCAGUAAACUGCACAGAGCUGACGUGCCAGAAUAAGGCGGUUUGUAAGAUGCCGUCUAUUCUUAUCAUGGACUCCCUCAAACUUUCCCUUCACGAGCGAGUCUUCAAACUCAUACGGGACUACCUGCAGUCAGAAUGGGAAGCUCGUCGUGGUUCAUCGAGGGACUUUGGUCCAGAUCAGAUGAAAAGCUCGUACUGUCGAGUUCCCCUUCAGGACAACAGCAGCGACUGUGGCCUCUACCUGCUACAAUAUGUAGAAUGCUUUUUAAAGGAUCCCGUGGUGCACUUUGACCUCCCUUUAAACCUUCAACGAUGGUUUCCACGGCAGCAGGUGCGGAGGAAACGAGAUGAAAUCAGAGAUCUGAUACUAAACCUCUAUCGACACCAGAAACUGGACAAUAAACAUUCGAAGCAGCUGUGCAGCUGAGUGCGUCCCAGUCCCUGCAGCCACUAUUAAUCACUGCUCACACUGAGCGACUGACAUUUCAGCAAGAAAGUGAAAAUAUUUCCUUUUGAAGUAGAUUUUCAUUUUGUGCAUUAACUUGAACCUUUCACCGUUUGUAGGUCUUGCGAGUGAACGAAGCCACUGGCUAAUUUAAGCUAAGAGUGUAUCUAGACAAACGUUUGUACACCACAAGACUUUUUACUGUUUGUUUUUAUGCGACUAGAUAUUUUAUAAAGAGGAACAUUUGUAUUUAAUUUUCUACGUAGAAUCAAAGUCAAGCCAAAUAUUGAGUUUACGUGUAACAGUUGUAGUUUGAAGAGGAACAUGGGAACUGUUUCUUCGCUUCACUGAUAUUUGUUUUGUGUGACUAAUGGCUCAAUCCUUUCAAAGUCAUUCUGAUUUUGCCUUUGUGUGCCUGACUACACUUAUACUCGAUGAGAUCUGACGUAGACAGCAGAACAUCCUGUUAUGAAAAAUGUUACUGGACCCUAAGGACUGUGCAUCACUCACUCAUGGUGAGCUCAGAGAGGAGGUGGCAGUUUGUCACCUCUUCCUCUUUGCCACAAAGCUGAACUCUUCGUGCCCCUCUGUAUCUGUGACACUCUAUCUUUAUUACAAUCCUCCGUAGACACAAACUAAUACUGGGAUGCUGCAAUGUUUGCUGAUGAAAACAAAUUUGGAAAUUUACUCUGCCUACAUGAAUUCAGCCUACUGCAUACUGUCACUUUGCAUAUAAAACACCCUCAAAUAGUAUUUGGAAAUUUCUUCGACGUUAGCUGACCCUUUAAAAGUUAGCAGCUGCUGUAAUGUAACUUACGCUUCAGUAUCUACCCAUACGUAGAUGGAUGUGUGUUGUGAUAGUAUGAAGAGCCUCAUUGUAGUAAAGCCUAUUUUUAUUUUUUUUUUAAACUUACAUUUUGAGAAAUCGAUUUGUUCGAUAUAAAUACAGUUUGCAAAAAGUGUUGCGGUAUGUUUUCUCACACAUGUGGCAGACGUUUCCUACUGGUACCUUAGUUCUGUAGGUUUUCCUGGUUUUCGUUCAGAUGUUUAUUUCUCUUUUUACACUUCCAUGACGCCCUCAAUGUGACCAUUUUUGUUUCAGGCAUUGUGCUGGAUGAAUGUACAGUAGCUGAACCAAAAAUGCAUUUGGUUUCAGUUGUGUAAUAAAAUUUGGUUAAGCAAAAAUA